UAAAACAAUGAAAAGGACUACGUGGUGUUUUAAUUCUCUUUUAUUAUCAUUACAAAUUUCACAAUUUCCAUACGGAGUGACUACCGGAAAGUCUGAUUUACGUGGUUGUCCUUGAAGGCAGCACCGAACCUCCUGUCAAGGAGAAUGGGCGGAGCUUCACCUCCUGAUUCUCCCAUACGUUACAAUGUUAAUGAUGCGGUAAGGUAAAUGUGACAGCGGUCAGCAACCAAAGUGAUCGUGAUGGGACUGGAUUGAAGCCCCUCCCUCCAGCGAGCUCUCCAGCCUGAGCCUCCUGUGUUUCUGCCAGCAGCGAGAGCAGCAGCUUUCUCUCACUCUCUACUGGAUUCUCUCUCAGAGCUCUGCCCUCUUUUGACAGCGUGACCUUUCACAGAGGCAACAGGGGUUGCCAUCGACUUUCUCUGCCUCCAUCCCUCCCCACGUCCAGGGCAAUCAUGGGGGACGUCGUCCUGAUGCACUUCACCACGGUGGACUACGUCAUCUUCGCCUUGCUGUUGGUGGCCUCGGCUGGCAUCGGCCUCUUUUAUGCCUUAUCUGGCGGUCGCCAACGCACAACUCAGGAAUUCCUGAUGGCCGACCGCUCCAUGAGCUGUCUGCCUGUGUCUUUGUCUCUGUUGGCUACAUUUCAAUCAGCCGUGGCCAUCCUUGGCGCCCCAUCUGAGGUGUACACUUACGGAACACAGUACUGGUUCCUAGGCUGCUCCUACUUCUUGGGCCUCCUCAUCCCGGCUCAUGUGUUCAUACCGGUCUUCUACAGACUGAGGCUUUCCAGUGCCUAUGAGUAUCUGGAGCUGCGCUUUAACAAGACGGUUCGCAUAUGUGGGACUGUGACCUUCAUCUUUCAGAUGGUUAUUUAUAUGGGGGUCGUCCUGUACGCUCCAGCUCUGGCGCUAAAUGCAGUGACGGGCUUCGACCUGUGGGGGGCAGUGCUCGCCAUGGGAUUAGUUUGCACUUUAUAUACGGCUCUGGGUGGACUGAAGGCUGUGAUCUGGACCGACGUUUUCCAAACCGUAGUGAUGUUCGCAGGCCAGCUGGCAGUUAUUGUGGUCGGAACAAGUCAGGCCGGGGGAAUAGAGCAGGUCUGGAAGAAAGCAAUAAAUGGCAGUCGCAUCGCCGGCCUAGACCUGAACCCGGACCCUCUGGAGCGUCACACCUUCUGGACUCUGGCUGUGGGAGGAGUCUUUCUGAUGCUGGCGUUGUAUGGGGUGAACCAGGCCCAGGUCCAGAGAUACUUGAGUUCACGAUCUGAAAAGGAAGCCGUCAUGUCCUGCUACGUUGUUUUUCCGUGCCAGCAGAUCGUGCUGAGUUUGGGAUGUUUGAUGGGUCUCGUCAUGUUCGCUCGCUACGGGGAGGACAGUCCUCUGGACAAGGGCUACGUCAAAACAAAUGACCAGAUGGUGCUGUACUUUGUGAUGGAUGUGUUCAGGGACCUUCCAGGGCUCCCGGGCCUGUUUGUAGCCUGUCUCUUCAGUGGAGCACUUAGUACCAUCUCAUCGGCCUUCAACUCCCUAGCAACCGUAACCAUGGAGGACCUGAUUAAACCCCAGUUUCCAAACAUGACCGAAGCGAAAGCCACCCUGCUGUCCAAAGGACUUGCUUUAUCCUACGGCCUGGUGUGUCUGGCUAUGGCCUACAUCGCCUCAAUAAUGGGAUCUGUGCUACAGGCAGCCUUCAGUAUCUUCGGCAUGGUGGGGGGCCCCCUGCUGGGCCUCUUCUGUUUAGGAAUGUUCUUCCCCUGGGCCAACUCAAUUGGUGCUGUGGUCGGACUGGUAGCAGGCCUGGCAAUGGCCUUCUGGAUCGGCAUCGGCAGCUUCGUGAUGCGUUUAUCGGCCGGAACCACGGUGCCUCCUUUCAACGCAACUGCUCUGCCCCCGUUUGACAACGUAACCAGCACCGUUAUGACCGUCCUGGCCGCCACCACCGCCAAACCGAGACCGACAGGUGUGGAGGCAAUUUACUCACUGUCCUACAUGUGGUACAGUGCUCACAAUUCAGCCACUGUGGUGGUGGUGGGCCUGAUAGUGAGCUUUCUGACAGGACCAAUGAAGGAGAAGGAUUUGAAGCCCGGCACGGUGUUCCCAGUUCUGGGCACGCUGCUUUUCUUCCUGCCUGAGCGCUACAGAGAGAAGCUCUGCUGUGUCACCCCUCUGGCUCAAAAGCCAACGGAAAUCAAGCCACAGUCGUACCACAAGGCCAAGAAAGUCAACGAAGCGUCUUCCCUAAAAGACGACACCGAGAGCAACAGAGAACAGACGGACGAAGAAGAAGCUUCCUACCAGCUGGCAACUCACGCAGUCCAGGAAACGUCUUUAUGAUCCUUUUUUUUAAAACCACUUAGAUCAGUAUUUCCCAAACUUGUUUUCCGGCGACCCAUAUUUUAAAAGUCCCAAACCUUCGUGAACCAAGCUGAUAGACAUUAUUCGUAAACUCCUGGGAAACAUGAUGCGAAACGACCCCAAAAAAAAAAAUCUCUUGUGACCCACCUGAGGGUCGCGACCCAGGGAAAUAAUGACUUAGAUACUAGGGAUGGCUCCAUACAACUCUGUCAACUGUUAUGCACCGAUACCGAUACUUCAACUUGGAGUAUCUGCUAAUACCGAUGUAAAUCCGACACCUUUUUUGCUCCUUCUGCGGGCCGCGGCGCUGCCAUUGCUGAGGUCCCUGUUUACAGCGUGUCGCGCAAAGAUAAGUUAAGCCGCCGGGCUUAGUUAUCAGAUCGGACGCGCAAUUUCAAUGUUCGAUAGUUUAAUUUUGACCAAUAUUGGAGCGAUGCUAAUCCUGAGUAUCGUAUUGAGCCAUCCGUUAGCUAUGACGCACGUCCACACACCCUAGUGUCAUUGGUUGCUUUCAUUUUUUUGACAGUACUUCAAACACAGAUCAUCUUAAAAUCAAAAUAAUUAUACACUUUUUUUUCUUUUUUUUUAUUAAUAUACCUUACAGAGACUAAAAUACGUGCGAAAUGGUGAUAAUCACUUAAUUUGCUUUCUGACAAAUUACACAUAACUGGAAAGAGUCGACAAAACUGAAACGGUUAGCUGAAUCUCGUCAGGCGUGCGACACAGUCUAAAGUUAGAGACCAGUCGGCUGCGAUGUGCAGUAGCUGUAGCUGUACCACUGUGAUCGGAUCCUCACAUUCUAAUAAUCAGGUAGCUAUGAGAUGUACAGUAAAAACGUGUUAUUUUUGUAGAGAAAAGGUAGCCAUGACAUUUGAAAAAAAAAAAAAAUAUAUAUAUAUUAGAAAUGAAGAUAUUGUGAAGAAUAAGUAUAAAAAAUUUGAGUUAUA
This is a messenger RNA of Cynoglossus semilaevis (tongue sole), 3301 nucleotides long. RefSeq names its product solute carrier family 5 member 6a (gene slc5a6a). Gene Ontology annotation, molecular function: symporter activity. The record is from RefSeq and is a predicted model, not a curated record. Gene Ontology annotation, biological process: transmembrane transport; sodium ion transport. NCBI's taxonomy places the organism in Eukaryota, Metazoa, Chordata, Actinopteri, Pleuronectiformes, Cynoglossidae. The transcript is spliced from 18 exons. Bases 453 to 2333 code for a protein of 626 amino acids. Gene Ontology annotation, cellular component: membrane.